Molecule: messenger RNA, 3032 nt
Organism: Brachypodium distachyon (stiff brome)
Lineage: Eukaryota; Viridiplantae; Streptophyta; Magnoliopsida; Poales; Poaceae
Product: phosphate transporter PHO1-3
Exons: 13
Coding region: 198-2852 (884 amino acids)
Biological process (GO): phosphate ion transport; cellular response to phosphate starvation
Cellular component (GO): Golgi apparatus; cytoplasm; plasma membrane
Molecular function (GO): inositol hexakisphosphate binding
Source: RefSeq, a predicted model, not a curated record
ACAGAGAGAGGGAGAAGAUACAUAAUCCAAUUUUGAUCACUAGCUAACUUACAUGCCCAACUGGUGAUCGAUCAUCAUAUUGACAGGAGCCAACAGCAUCUGGUAAAAUCCGGCCGCAUAGGCAAGGCAACCAACAGUUAAUUCCCCAUCUCCUUCAUCCCUCUGACUCUAGAUUCUAGUUCCAAAAUUCUCCUCCAAUGGACACACUUGCGUCGCAUGCAGCUCAUAUAAGUACACAUUACCCCAUGGCUCCCUUGGAGACAUCCACACACUACCAUAGCAGCAGCAGAUCAGAGUUGCACUGCUGCUCCCUGGAACCAAUGGUGAAGUUCUCCAAGCAAUUCGAGGGCCAGCUCGUGCCGGAAUGGAAAGAGGCCUUCGUGGACUACUGGCAGCUCAAAAAGGACAUCAAGACGCUGCAGGCCGCUGCUGCCGGUGAUCAGGGCAUCAGCGGCCCCGAGGCACCAGCACCGACGACGGCCGUGGCUAGCCACUGGGUGAUGAGGCUGCCGUUCCUCAAUCCCCAUGGCCACCACAAGGAGCCUGGCGCCAUACAGGUGCACAGAAAGCUGGCGAGCGCCGGCGACGACGGGGCGGUGGCCGGGGUGGUGUACGAGACGGAGGUUCUGGACGCAGCAGGGCUCCCAGGCGUGGAGGCCAAGGCCUUCUUUGGGAGGCUGGACGAGCAGCUCAACAAGGUGAACCGCUUCUACGAGAAGAAGCAGGGGGAGUUCCUGGAGCGUGGCGAGUCGCUCAGGCGCCAGCUGCAGAUCCUCGUUGAGCUCAAAGCCGCCGUCACCGAGGCACGGCGGCGUGGGGGCUCGCCGGGGAGCGCCGAUGCGGAGGACCCAUCAGUCUCUUGCUCUAUCCUGCACGGAGAUCAAUCUCUCAGGGGCAUUGCAGAGCAAGAACACGGAGGUCAAGGAAAGCUGACCAAAGAUGCUAUGGCAAAGAUAACUGAUGAAGAAGGGGAAGACCAGUUUUCCAUUUCUGAAGGUUUAGGUGAAUCGGGAAGGAUUGAGAAACCAAGAGAAGAAGUUGCCCAUAAGCUGAGGACACUCUCAGGGAAGGAGGUCACUUGCCAGGGCAGGAGCGUGAGGAUCACUAUUCCAGUAACCACACCGUCUAGGACUGUCAUCGCCAUCCGUGAUCUUCUGUUCGACGACAUGCUAAGCCAAUCAAGGAAGAAUGGCGGAAACGUCGGUGAUGGCUGUGAGAAAUUGAGCAUCAACAAGAAAAAGGUGCACCAGGCAGAGAAGAUGAUCAGGGGGGCACUGGUUGAGCUGUACAAGGGCUUGGGGUACCUGAAGACGUACCGGAGCUUGAACAUGUUGGCUUUUGUGAAGAUUUUGAAGAAAUUUGACAAGGUUACAGCAAAGGAAGUCCAGACAAUUUACCUGAAAGUCGUGGAGAGCUCCUAUUUUAAUAGCUCUGACAAGGCAAUCAGGCUAAUGGAUGAUGUUGAGGAGCUGUUUGUUAGACAUUUUGCCAAUGGUGAUAAAAGGAAAGCAAUGAAGUAUCUCAAGCCAAAUCAGAAGGAAGAAUCACACUCUACCACAUUUUUCAUAGGUCUAUUCACUGGUGGGUUUGUAGCACUAUUCAUCGGUUAUUGUAUCAUGGCACAUAUAGCUGGGAUGUACACUCAACAAUCAAACAAGGUCUACAUGUCAACAUCCUAUCCUGUCCUUAGCAUGUUCAGCCUCUUCUUUCUACAUCUCUUCGCCUACGGAUGCAACAUCUUCAUGUGGAGAAAGACACGCAUAAAUUACACGUUCAUAUUUGAAUUCACACCUACCAAAGAGCUUAAGUAUCGUGAUGUGUUCUUGAUAUGCACUACGUCUAUGACGAUUGUUGUCGGUGUCAUGUUUGCACACCUGACACUCAUUGUAAAAGGGUAUUCUUCAAGUGCAGUUCAAGCAAUCCCAGGGUGUCUACUACUGGUAUGUUCUAUUCAACAUUGCAAAUGUGAAAUUGUUGCUUAUUUUUGUCUGUUCCUGUUGUUAUAUCCAUAUGAGGCUGAUGCUUCUAUUUAUUAUGUAUUUCAGGUGUUCUUACUAAUGUUGGUCUGCCCUUUCAAAAUCCUCUACCGAUCAAGUCGUUAUGACUUCCUAAGAGUGAUCAGGAACAUCAUUCUAACCCCCUUUUACAAGGUUGUUAUGGUUGAUUUCUUCAUGGCUGAUCAGCUUUGUAGUCAGGUACCGGUGCUUAGGAGCCUAGAGUACCUGGCAUGUUAUUACAUAACCAGCAGCUACAAGACGCAAGACUAUGGAUACUGCACAAGAGUGAAACAUUUUAGAGAUUUGGCUUAUGCAGUAUCCUUCCUUCCCUACUACUGGAGAGCCAUGCAGUGCGCAAGGAGAUGGUUUGACGAAGGGGACAUAAACCACCUUGUCAACCUUGGGAAGUAUGUGUCAGCGAUGCUUGCUGCAGGAACAAAAUUAGCAUAUGAGAAUGAUAACAGUGCUGGAUGGCUGUCACUAGUCGUCAUCGUGUCGAGUGUCGCCACUAUCUACCAACUCUACUGGGACUUCGUUAAGGAUUGGGGCCUUCUACAGUUCAACUCCAAGAACCCUUGGCUUCGUAACGAUCUGAUACUUAAACAAAAAUACAUCUAUUUCUUAUCCAUGGCUUUGAACCUUCUUUUGAGGCUUGCUUGGCUUCAGACUGUCAUCCACCCUAACAUUGGAAGCCUCGAUUCUAGAGUAACUCUUUUCUUUUUGGCAGCUCUUGAGGUGAUUCGACGAGGCCAUUGGAACUUCUACAGGCUGGAGAAUGAACACCUAAACAAUGCAGGCAGGUUCAGAGCUGUGAAGGUUGUUCCACUUCCUUUUCAUGAAGUGGAAGAGGACUAACACCAUAGGGUUGCAGCACUCCCAAACAGUUGAGAUGUAACACCAACUAAUGUUAGAAAGCAUGCACUUCAGUACUAUAAUUCGAUUCAUUUUUUGGUGUGAGGAAUAAAAGCAUAAAAUGUACGGUUUGGAGAAGUUGUAUGCAAAUAGUAACAAUAAAUACACAGAAUUCAUGAGUUC